UAGCGCAUGGUGCUCUCUCAGCUGUGUCCCUGGGUACUUGCCGUUGUCGCGUGCUAACGCUGAUUUUUCAGACGUUUUGUCCUAAUUUUCGUGAUCUUCAGCACCUAGUAGGCGGGCCUGCUACGAGAGUCUUGUAUCUUCUUGCGGCUGCAUUUUUGCGCCCGGUUGGCUGCGUGGGUCAAGCAUCACAAGAAUCACAGUACAAGAAUGGCAACUGAAGCUGAUGUGGUGAGCAACACAAAUGACUUCAAUGAGGAAGAGAAUGGCAUGGUUGAGGUCAUCAAUGGUGACAGUCACAAAACAGCAAACAAGAAAAAACGCAAGAAGAAAAAAGCUCCAGGUGCCGUGCCACCCUCGGACGCGGCGUCGGUCGCCGAGGUUACCGACCUGCUGGACAACCUGCACGGCAAGCUGAACGGAGAGGCGGCUGACGAGGAGGAGGACGUCGACGACGGCCCGCCCGGUGACGCUGCCGGUAAAAAGAAGAAGAAAAGGAAAAAGAAGGGAAAAGGUGGCCCAGUCAAGCAGCAGACCGACCCUCCAUCUAUUCCCAUCAUCGAGAUGUUCCCCAAAAGCAACGCGCCCAAGGGUCAGGAGACGGAGUAUCCCGUGGUUCAGGACUCGCGAGGCGCCAAGGACCGGUUCACGUCGGAGGAGGCGAAAGCGCGCGACAACGCGUAUGAAGAGAUCCAUAACGAGAUCCGACUCGGCGCAGAAGCCCAUCGGCAGACCCGCCAGUUCAUGCAGAAGUGGAUCAAGCCAGGCAUGACAAUGAUCGAGAUCUGCGAGAAGCUGGAGGGGAUCGCGCGCAGUCUGAUCGUGGAGAACGGGCUCAAGUCGGGUCUGGCCUUCCCCACCGGCUGCUCCAUCAACCACUGCGCCGCCCACUACACGCCCAACGCCGGCGAUAAGACGGUGCUGCAGUACGACGAUGUGUGCAAGAUCGACUUCGGCACUCACAUCAACGGUCGAAUCAUUGACUGCGCUUUUACGUUGACGUUCAACAACAAGUACGACAAAUUGCUGGACGCUGUUCGAGACGCAACUAAUACUGGCAUUAAGUGCGCCGGCAUCGACGUGCAGCUCUGCGACAUCGGCGAGGCCAUCCAGGAGGUGAUGGAGUCGUACGAGGUGGAGCUGGACGGCAAGACGUACCAGGUCAAGUCCAUCCGCAACCUGAACGGCCACUCGAUAGCGCCGUACCGCAUCCACGCGGGGAAGACGGUGCCGAUCGUGAAGGGCGGUGAGAAGGAGCGCAUGGAGGAGAACGAAGUGUACGCCAUCGAGACGUUCGGCAGCACGGGCCGCGGCAUCGUCCACGAGGACAUGGAGUGCUCGCACUACAUGAAGAACUUCGACGUCGGCCACGUGCCACUGCGACUGAACCGCUCCAAACAGCUGCUGAACACUAUCAACCAGCACUUCGGCACGCUGGCGUUCUGUCGUCGCUGGCUGGAUCGCCACGGCGAGACCAAGUACCUGAUGGCGUUGAAAGACCUCUGCGAGAAGGACAUCGUGCAGGCGUACCCGCCGCUCUGCGACGUGAAGGGCAGCUACACCGCCCAGUACGAGCACACGGUGGUACUGCGGCCCACCUGCAAGGAGGUGGUGAGCCGCGGCACCGACUACUAGACGGCCGGCGGCCGCAAGGCGGGGACGCCGAGCGCCCCUGGCGGCGAGCCGUCCCCGGCGGCGAGCCGUCCCCGACGGCAGGCGUCCCUGGCGGCGAGCCAUCCCCGACGGCGAGCCGUCCCCGACGGCGAGCCGUCCCCGGCGGCGAGCCGUCCCCGGCGGCGAGCCGUCCCCGGCGGCAGGCGUUCCUGGCGGCGAGCCAUCCCCGACGGCGAGCCGUCCCCGGCGACGAGCGUCCCUAGCGGCGAGCCGUGUCCGGCGGCGGGCGUCCCCGGCGGCAGGCGUCGCUAGCGGCGAGCCGUCCCCGACGGCCGGCGUUAGCGGUCCCGGCCCGUCGCUGCGGUGGUGGCUGUGUCUGUGUGGAGUCGCCGGUAGCUUCGAAAUGGUGUCGGAGGUGGGCGGCUGGCGUGUUUUAACGGGACUCCGCAGGCUUGCGAGUGCGUUUUGCUAACCGUGACAGGUGUCCGAUUUUUGGAGGCGUAACGGGUGGUUGUGCGCGAAAGGCUGAUAAUUUGGCUCGUGCGGCUGCAGAGCACUUGGGCGAGUUGCGAAAUACGUACCCAGAUCUUCACCGAGGUGUCACGCUGUGUGGCGGAUGUUAUUGUGUGCAUAUUAAUCGUCCGAUGUUGACGUGAAAACAACACACGUUAAUAAAGCCCUGGUUUUUAAUCCCUUGAUCGAAAAUCAACAUGGAUACAACACAUGUAAAUAAACCCCGGUUUUUUAUCUGUUGAUCCGAUGUUGACAAAAAGAACACACGUUAAUAAAGCCCUGGUUUUUGAUCCCUC
This is a messenger RNA of Pollicipes pollicipes, 2420 nucleotides long. RefSeq names its product methionyl aminopeptidase und (gene und). NCBI's taxonomy places the organism in Eukaryota, Metazoa, Arthropoda, Thecostraca, Pollicipedomorpha, Pollicipedidae. The coding region runs from base 208 to 1632 and encodes 474 amino acids. Gene Ontology annotation, cellular component: cytoplasm. The transcript has 10 exons. Gene Ontology annotation, biological process: proteolysis. The record is from RefSeq and is a predicted model, not a curated record. Gene Ontology annotation, molecular function: metalloaminopeptidase activity.